Molecule: messenger RNA, 423 nt
Organism: Didymodactylos carnosus
Lineage: Eukaryota; Metazoa; Rotifera; Eurotatoria; Philodinida; Philodinidae
Source: the annotation of a GenBank genome assembly
AUGCUUCUGUUCGACGGAUACUUGAUACAUGUUGAGAAAUCCUAUCUAGAUCAACAUGAUAAUGUUGUUCUUGAAUAUCUUCGAUUACUGCCUGGUGAUAAAUUUCGAAUGAUCAUUGUACAUAACACACCACACAACGAGCAACGGCAAUGUACAUCAACAAUCAAUAAAAUAUUUGCUGAAGACGAUCAAGGCACCGAUAAACUACACGUUUCUCUAUUACCAAAACUUGCUAGUGCAAACGAUCGAGAAAUUCAAUUUAUCAUCGAAGAACUACGUGAAGAGAUACAGGCAAAAAUGGAGGCCAAUACAAGCGAACGCAAUGACAAAGAACAGAUCAAAUCUAAUAUCCGUAAACUGCUCAAAACCGAUUAUGUUCAAUAUUUGAAAGACAUGGAUGCGAUUGCAUGGACAACAACAUAG